Orycteropus afer afer is the source of this 657-nucleotide messenger RNA. The record is from RefSeq and is a predicted model, not a curated record. NCBI's taxonomy places the organism in Eukaryota, Metazoa, Chordata, Mammalia, Tubulidentata, Orycteropodidae.
AUGAGCGCGGGCGCUGACGGCGGCGGCGGCGCUGCGGCCGCGGCGCGGUCCCGAGAGGGCAGUCCGGGGAAAGAUGCCUUCGUUCCCUCGGCGUUGGGAACCCGAGAGCAUUGGGAUGCUGUUUAUGAAAGAGAACUGCAAACUUUCCGGGAAUAUGGAGAUGCGGGAGAAAUCUGGUUUGGAGAAGAGAGUAUGAAUCGAUUGAUAAGGUGGAUAGAAAAACAGAAGAUCCCAUUGGAUGCUUCAGUACUUGAUAUUGGAACUGGAAAUGGUGUUUUCCUAGUUGAACUUGCAAAAUGUGGUUUCUCUAAUAUUACCGGAAUCGAUUACUCUCCUUCUGCAAUACAGCUUUCUGGAAGUAUUAUAGAAAAAGAAGGGUUCUCUCACAUUAAGUUGAAGGUAGAAGACUUUUUGAAUCUUUCCACAAAGCUGUCUGGAUUUCAUAUUUGUAUUGACAAAGGGACUUUUGAUGCCAUAAGCCUUAGUCCUGACAAUGCAGCUGAGAAGAGGAAGCAGUAUGUGAAGUCUCUCUCCAGGGUGUUGAGAGCAAAAGGCUUUUUUCUAAUAACCUCGUGUAAUUGGACCAAGGAGGAGUUGCUAAAUGAAUUCAGUGAAGCGAGGCAGCUCGAUGCAGUGGUGAGAGAGGCAGUUGUGUAG